UUUGGCGCAUGUCGAAAAAUUUUUGUUUUGUCAAAAUUGGCGCGAAGAAUGUUGGUUUGCCAACGGGUUUUCGUAAACUGAAACGUACCCGCCACUUUCUUAUCCGAUAUAAAUCAAAUAAUUCAUCGAUCCAUUGGAACCCACAUGCUUCCGAAAUAAUUUAUUGGAACGCACAUGCUUCCAAUGAAAAGUGUGCGUCAAGUUAAGAGACUGUCAUUGGUUUAGUUUUGUGAAAGAGACCUACAUUGCCGAUUGCUUUAUUUCUGCAAGCUGAACUAAUUUAAUCAAGUCCAUUGACGGAGCCAACACAAUGUCAUCUCAAAGCUAAUAAAUCGCAGAAAAUGGAGAUGAUGCCUGACAAUAUGGAUGUAAAAGUGAAGAUAGAGACACCACGUGAAAGUAGUUUCAAUACUAUCAUGUCAGAUGGUUUGGAUUUCAAGAGAGAUCCCUACACGGAAGACAAUGUUGAUAAUUCACAAGAUUCCUUCCUUGUGGAUUUUAAUGACCAUGGAAAUUAUAGCAAUCAAACAUUUACGCAGAUAGAAAGCAAAAGUCAGUAUCAAGAUUCUCCAGGAUCAGGUGUAAAAUCAAGUUUGCGGAAGCCGCCAUUCUCCUUCUCUAAAAUGAUCCAAGAUCUCCUCCUUAAACAUGAAAAAUUAUCUGUGAAAGAGAUUUUGACAUGGCUGGUACAUGAAUUCCCAGAAUAUUUUUCUAUGGAGGAUAAAAAAUGGAAGGCCAGUGUUCGCAGCUGUUUAACUCAAAAAGACCAUUUUGUAAAUGAAAAACCUGAAGGAAAGCCAAGUUGCUGGAGAUUAUCGGACACAGUGCUAAGAAAACUCAAAUCACCUGUUUUUGAAUCAGAACAUUUAAUGAAAGAGAACAUUCCUAUUGAUAGAGGGUCAUGGAAUAGUGGAAAGUAUAAGACAAUUGCUCCAAAACUGCAUUCCUACUCUGAAAACAGCUCUGAUGGAAUCGUCUCUCAACCUCCUUGGAGCAGCACUCCUCUCAAGUCUCAAAAUAUCAACGAAAAACGUCUUUGUGUUUCAGAGGACAAGAAUUUGUUCCGCAGAAAUGUUGCAGCAUUUACAAGACCUUCUACUGGAACAACAUUUAGAAUAGGGCCAGCUUCUUCUACAGAAAAGAAAAAUGUUUUGUUGUCAAAAAAUAAAAGAAUAAAGGGAGAGGAGUAUGAACCAAGGUCUAAAGCUCGUAAGAGGCUGUUGGAUAUUUCAGAUUCAAAAAAGCAUAUUCAUUUGCAAAUAACUGGAAAUAGUUGUACUUCACAUCCAGAUGGUAAAUUUAUGAAGCUACAUGAUGACAUUGCAAUCAGUACUGAUAAUGCAAGUUUCAAUUUUGUUGGCAAUAGUACUGAUAAUAAAAGAAAAAUGGAAACUUUCAGAGAUCAUCCUGAUUACCCAUUUUCUAUGAAAAACAACCUUCCCUCUGAUAAGAGUUCAAAUGCAGGAGAAGAAAGUCUAUCAGAGUCACAAAGUGGCUUUUCAUCAAAUUGAUUCAAGUUUGUGAAGGGAAUCCUCAAAAAUCUAUUAAUUGUCAUGAAACAUCAAGCAAUACAGUAGAAGAAGCAGGUCAACACUCUUCUGUCUUUAUUCAUGAAGAAACCAAUGAUUCUAAAAAAAACUUUGGUGGUCAACAUACAAAGGAGUGUGAUGAUGUUUUUGAAGUUCUUCGUAGAGAUUCUCAGAGUUCUUGUGACAUCCUCAGCCAGUUUACUGAUAGCGAAUCUUAUGACCUAUCAUGUCUGGACACUCUAGAGUUUGAUGGCAUCUAGAUUAAUGAUCAACAGUUUAAACAACCAGACAUUCCUUGAAAAAAGUAACUUUUUGGGAUUGGGAUACUUUUUCCACAACAUCAUAUAAAGAUACAAAAAUCUCUAAUGCCUCUUUGAAAAGAUAAGCACUUUUGCAAUAAAAAUAUUCUAGAUUUAUUUACAAAACAAUACCUUGUAUUUGGCCUUGUAAAAUAUCUCAGAAAACUGCCUCAGAAAUUCAAUAUAGCCACUUCCAAAUAACAUUGAUCUACUACUAAACCAUAAAUCAAAAUGCCAAAGAUUUUAUUGAAGGUUCCAAAUAAAAACUAGACAAACUCAUCUUAUUGGAUUAAUUCAACCUGAGAGUGGGAAAAAACAUAUUUUCAUACAAAAGUCUAUUUUAUUUAGAGGUUUUUAUAUUCUGAAAUAUAAUGCAGAUCUUACUCCUUUUAUUAGGAUUGUGUCAUCUUCACACAGGUGUUGUCCUUCUUUGCUCUUGCAGGGUUUUAAUAGGUUAAAAAAUUUGGUAUCAGCACCAUAAUUGGAAGAUUUUAGAAUUUUUAGAGGGAUAUUACUGAAAUUUUUCGAUUUUACAGUGAUUAUUUUGUAGUUGUUCAAUGAAGUAUCCUUGAGUUCAUGAUAAUUUUGCACCCUUUUCCCUGUUGUUGUCUUGGUUUUAUUAUGCCACUUGUUCAAACAGCUUGAAUUUUUGUACCAGUGCCUUUCUAAAGAUAAUUUACCAAGUGUUUUUUCUACUUUCAUUUUUAUAGCCUCUAGUCAGCUUCCAAACAAUCCACUUCUAGUCCAUUAAUUUUUUAAAUAUUUUUGCAAAUGCACCAGUUAAUAAUUUUUUGCUGAUUUUUGAACCCAAGGGUACUUCAAAAACCACAAUGUCAGUCAUACGUAGUACUGUAGAUUUAGCAAGAGAAAGAGCUUCAUAUUAUGAUUUCAAAUCACUUUUACAUGCUACGAAAUAUACAAUAAAUCGCGUAGUCUAUCUUUGAGUUAAUUGUUAACAAAUGCACUCCUUUUGACCAAAUUGGAACUAUAAUCUCGGAAAAAAAUGGUUGCGACUUUUCAAAGGAAGCAUAUAUUUUCACUUUCCUUUCAAAAAUAACUUUUCCCCUCCCCCAAUUCAAUGUUGAAUGCAUGAUUUUGAAGGAGAAAUGAUAGAACUACAAAUCCAAUAUUGAAUCGGGGGAAAGGGGGGAUUCGAAAUUACAGGGGCAAGGUAAAGUAGAAAAUUACAAAAGUUGCAUUUUGUCUCAACAUUUUUGUCCGGGAUUGAAGCUAUCAUGUGAGGUCGCCGGUGAUAGAAACUGUUGAUCCGCGUAUAGUUUGAAGGGGUUUGAAGUCGAACGCCCUUAGGGGCGGCUCAACCCAGUCCCCUAAUCUUUCAGCUAUCUCGAGCUGAGUAAUGUCACAGGGGGAAAAUAUUAGGUAGUUUCAGCGCAGAAUUCUCGCGGUUCUUUCAAUUGCGUGAUGUUUCUCUACAUUAGAGUGAAUAACUACUGAUCCAGAAUAUCUUAUGUUUUUGAAAAUUGAUGCUUUUGUAAAUCGUUUUUUGUACUGAUUUACUAUGUGAUUUCCUAAAAGCACCUAAGUUAAAGCAAAUACAGUUUCAACCAUUUCAUCUUGCAUUCAAUUAACAACUCACUUCUUAGCCAAUCGUUGCUAUUAAUUUAUUGAUCCGGGAAUAAUUUAUUUCAGUGGAUUUAUUUGUCUUCCUGUGUGUUUCUCGUCGAAAGGUUAUAUCCUCGUCAAACGUCUAAAGCAUAU
Messenger RNA from Rhopilema esculentum, 3547 nucleotides. RefSeq lists its product as uncharacterized. Gene Ontology annotation, biological process: regulation of DNA-templated transcription. The record is from RefSeq and is a predicted model, not a curated record. Lineage: Eukaryota; Metazoa; Cnidaria; Scyphozoa; Rhizostomeae; Rhizostomatidae. Gene Ontology annotation, molecular function: sequence-specific DNA binding; DNA-binding transcription factor activity.